AUGUCUAUUAAUCAAAUCCAAUCAACUGAAGAAUUAACUUCUGCUUUAAAAGCUGCUUCUUUGCUCAAGGAAUCCAAGGCUAAUGGUGAUUCUAAACCAACUGACCAAUAUGAAUUAACUAAAUUCUCUUUAUCUUCUCAUAAAGAAUUUCUUAACAAGCAUAAGGUUCAUCGUCACCAAAUUAAAGAAGCCGAAUCACAAGAGCCUUUAUUGAUGGAAAAUAAGCGUCGUUUUGUUUUGUUUCCAAUCAAGUACCAUGAAAUUUGGCAAAUGUAUAAAAAAGCUGAGGCUUCGUUCUGGACUGCUGAAGAAAUUGAUUUGGGUAAAGAUUUGCAUGACUGGAACAAUAGAUUGAAUUCAAAUGAAAAAUUUUUCAUUUCAAGAGUCUUAGCAUUUUUCGCUGCUUCUGAUGGUAUUGUUAAUGAAAAUUUGGUUGAAAAUUUUUCUGCUGAAGUUCAAAUCCCCGAAGCAAAAUGUUUCUAUGGUUUCCAAAUCAUGAUGGAAAAUAUUCAUUCCGAAACCUAUUCAUUAUUAAUCGACACCUAUAUCAAGGAUCCAAAAGAAUCUGAAUAUUUAUUCAAUGCCAUCGAAACUAUUCCAUGUAUCAAACAAAAAGCUGGAUGGGCUCUUAGAUGGAUAAAUGAUGACACUGCCUUGUAUGCUGAAAGAUUGGUUGCCUUUGCAGCUGUUGAGGGUAUUUUCUUUUCAGGUUCUUUUGCUUCAAUCUUUUGGUUAAAAAAAAGAGGUUUAAUGCCUGGCUUAACCUUCUCAAAUGAAUUGAUUUGCAGAGACGAAGGUCUUCAUACUGAUUUUGCCUGUCUUUUAUUCUCUCAUUUGGUCAAUAAACCUGACCCAACAAUUGUUGAAAAGAUUAUUACUGAAGCAGUUGAGAUUGAAAAAGAAUAUUUCACUGAUGCUUUACCUGCCUCCUUAUUAGGUAUGAACUGUAAAUUAAUGUGUCAAUAUGUUGAAUUUGUUGCUGAUAGAUUGUUAGUUGCUCUCGGUAAUAAAAAAUUCUAUAAUGCAACUAAUCCAUUUGAUUUUAUGGAAAAUAUUUCUCUUGCCGGUAAAACCAAUUUCUUUGAAAAGAGAGUCUCUGAUUAUCAAAAAGCUGGCGUUAUGGCUUCAACUAAUAAUCAACCCUCAAAUCAAGAUCUCUUUAACUUUGAUGAGGACUUUUAG
This is a messenger RNA of Ascoidea rubescens DSM 1968, 1182 nucleotides long. RefSeq lists its product as uncharacterized. Lineage: Eukaryota; Fungi; Ascomycota; Saccharomycetes; Ascoideales; Ascoideaceae. The transcript has a single exon. Gene Ontology annotation, biological process: deoxyribonucleotide biosynthetic process. The coding region runs from base 1 to 1182 and encodes 393 amino acids. Gene Ontology annotation, molecular function: oxidoreductase activity. The record is from RefSeq and is a predicted model, not a curated record.